AUGUGCGCCGUGAUUGCCUACCGAGCCAUUUGUCCGGAUUGCGGAAAGAGAAAUGGGACUGAUAAGAACAGAAAUGUCAUCCCGAUAAAACUUGUCCACGAACAAUAUGCAUACGCUCACCCAACAGAGAUCCCACUUACUGCCCCAUGCGAUGCAGGCUUUGAUGUCGGCACGUUGGACUGUCCGAAUUCAUGGCCUCGCAGGCCGUCCGAUGGCUUGAUUGGCUUCGACGAUGACAAAGUGACCGAACGUAGGUGUCAACGUUAUCUGCGUGCACGACAUCGAAAGCUGCUCGAUGAGCGAACCCGCCGGAGGGAAAAUAUCGGGCGGCAACAACUACAGCAAAUACAGCGACAGACUUUUGCACAGGACACACUUUUCGUGCCAGAAGAAGAGCAGCAGCAGGAGCGAGAGCUGAUCGAGGAAGAGCAGCAGCAACAAGAGAUGACCGAGGAACAACAACAACAACAACAACAACAACAAGAACAGUGGCAACAAGAACGUAUUUUGAAACUACAAGAGCUGCAGCAAAAGGUUGACCUACAAUCGUGGCAAGACAGAGAAGUGUCGGAUAUUCUAGAAAUACAAGAGCUAGAGGAAAAUAUUGCAGCGUACAAACAGGCACGGCAGCAAGCACAAGCGAGGCAACAGAAACGGCAACAUGCACUACAACAGGUACUACAGAUACUGCAACAGGUAAAAGCACAACAACAAUUACGGCAACAGCAGAGGAAGCUUGAUCCCAGACAACAAGCUCAGUAUCAGCAGGAACAGAUUGUAAGACUACGCCAGUUGGAGCAAAAGCUCGCGCAACAACCACCUUCAGAGAGACAGUUCUCGGACAUGGUGGAAAUAACGAAGCUACAGAGAAUUAUUCAGAUAUACAAUAAAACGCAUCUACAGGAACCAGUGAUGGUCGCGCCAAUGAUUGUUGCGCCAAAGAUGGUUGCGCCAAAGAUGGGUGUACCAAAGGUGACUGACCCAAUGGCAGUUUCGUCAAAGGUGUACCAAUGGCUGGUGGCAGUUCCAGAUACGCCAGAGACUCCGGAAUCAUUCGAAGAGUAUCAGAAGCAAGUGGAAGCCAUAGACGCGGAGGGCGACACCAUUCACUUCACAGGCGAUACUUGGGCUGAAAUGUUUGUGACCCCAGAUGCAAUAUUGGAUCAAUAA
Pestalotiopsis fici W106-1 is the source of this 1170-nucleotide messenger RNA. RefSeq lists its product as uncharacterized. The record is from RefSeq and is a predicted model, not a curated record. NCBI's taxonomy places the organism in Eukaryota, Fungi, Ascomycota, Sordariomycetes, Amphisphaeriales, Sporocadaceae. Bases 1 to 1170 code for a protein of 389 amino acids. The transcript has a single exon.